AUGAACCGAGUACAAACAAUUUACAUGCUUUCAAUUAUAGCCAUUAUUAUUGCCUUCUACACUACUUCAGUCGCCUGCAGCAGUGCCGAGGAGAAGAAAGAGGCUGAAAAGAACAACAAGAUGGAGGCGGCCAAAAGACAACAAAGCAACCAAGCCAUGGAAGCCAACCCUAACGCCAAGCAAGGAAUGGCCAACCCGAACAACAAGGAAGAGUGCAUCUGCAGCAAUGGAAACUGCGAGAAGAGCAACUGCCCCUCAUGCAGCAAUGGAGGUUGCACCGACGAGAACUGCCAAAAUGAGUGCUGCAAGGAAGGUCCCUGCGGUGACAAGGACUGUGGCAAGAAGUGCGCUAGCGGCUGUGCCCCAGGCGAAUGUAAAGAUGGAAACUGCGGCAAAGCCAAUUGCCAGAACGGUAACUGCGGAGCACAUGCCAAGGACUGCCAGGACAGCAACUGCAACGGGGAAUGCAACAAAACUGGCCAGAACGAGCCAGCCCGCAAGUAA
Molecule: messenger RNA, 504 nt
Organism: Nematocida homosporus
Lineage: Eukaryota; Fungi; Microsporidia
Exons: 1
Coding region: 1-504 (167 amino acids)
Source: RefSeq, a predicted model, not a curated record